This is a messenger RNA of Xenia sp. Carnegie-2017, 2395 nucleotides long. Its product is annotated as sorting nexin-29-like. NCBI's taxonomy places the organism in Eukaryota, Metazoa, Cnidaria, Anthozoa, Malacalcyonacea, Xeniidae. The coding region runs from base 1 to 2079 and encodes 692 amino acids. Gene Ontology annotation, molecular function: phosphatidylinositol binding. The record is from RefSeq and is a predicted model, not a curated record. The transcript is spliced from 23 exons.
AUGCAUUCGUUUGCUGAGAUAUUACUCGCAAUUAUUGAUCGCUUGUUGGAUGGAGUAAAGCAAUGUCAGGUACGAUUUGGUAGUACAACCGAAUUGGCUUCUGAGAAGGAUAGCAGAAUCUCUUGUCUUUGUGAGCAAUGGAACAUUGUUCUUCAAUUCGGCAUUAAAUCCACAAAAAAGAUAAAUUCUUUAAGGCAGGUGUUAAUGAGGUCUGAAGGUCAAUCUGUGUUCUGGCUAUUUAUCAAGGAACAUCUUAGCUCUAGUGAAAUAAAGACAUAUAAUUCCUUACAUAAUGUAAUGACAGAUGUUGGUAGAGCUCAAGCAUGGCUUAGGUCUAGUUUAAACGAGCAAUCACUGGAGAAAUAUCUUCACAGCUUCAUUGGGCAUAAACAAUUGCUUUUUCAGUAUUAUGAGCAGGAUGCAUUAUUAUUGGAUGAUGAACGAUCUAGUAUGUUACCAAUGAUGGCUGCUGGCUUAAGUUCAAUUCUUUUUGCAAUUGACAUUGACAAAGCUGAGUUUAACUCUAUUACUGUACAGAUUCCAGGAAAUAUCAGCCAAGCAGUUUCUCGUCCAACAUCAAUAUGGGCUGUACCAUCACCAAUGUAUGCGACGUCAGGAGCUCCUGGUGAAGUUUGUGUACAUGCUCGUGGUAACCAUGCUUUCACUAAAAGGCCUGACGAUUUUCUUGAAAUGCCAAAGAACUCUCAGUUGGCUUAUUGUUCGAAUUCUGAGAAUUCAAGUCUUUCUUCCACAAUGGCGAAAACCAACGUUGAGAACAAGGAGAAUGAAACAGAUGAACAAGGUCUAGCUAUGUCAGAUGAAAAUGAGCGAUUUACUGUUGCACCUGAGACGUCGCGACAUUUAGUUCAUUCAAUAAAUGAUUCGCCCGUUUCAAGUAUUUACACUGAUGAAGACGUCGAGAAUGAUGCAAGUUUAGCAAUUGGAGCAACUGUUGCAGCGAUAUGUGCCACACGUGAUGGUAGCAUAGAAAUUAAUGAUUACUCAGGAUCGUCAUUGGUCAGAACCAUGGGUGAUGGUUGUAUGAAUCCAUCAGAGGAAUAUCCAUCAGGCAAAGAAAUGACUUCAGAGGAAUUAAAACAGGCGAUUGUAUCGAUGAUGUUAAGAAAAGAUGAAGUUGAAGAACGUAACAGAUCAUUACAACAACAUUUAGAAAAAGAUAUGAUGAAGUCAGCUGCUCUUCGUCUUCAAUUAGAAGAUUUAAAAAGAGAUAUGUCGUCGAAAAAUGAAGAAAAUUGCGUCGCUCUUAACGGCUUAAAAAGUGAAAAUGAUUUGCUCAAGCACCAACUAAAGAAAUACGUGGGUGCUGUUCAAUCGUUGAAAAGAAAUGACGUUAUGGAAGAAGCUCCAGAAAAUGAAAGACUUUCUUCUAUCAUUCUUUCUCCGGAAUCUGACGUCGACGAAGUGAGAAAGGAAGAAAACAAAGAUUUUGAGCGGAAGUUGAUCCAAGUCGCUGAUAUGCAUGGCGAACUUAUUGAACUCAAUGAAAGACUGCAAAAAAUGUUGAAUGCUCGUGAAUAUCAGCUAAGAAUAUUAAAAGAAGAGCUUGUCAAUCUUAGAGGACCGCUUCCUCAGGACAAUAAUCAUGAUGAAUGUUUAUAUUUGACGGAGUUUGGUCCAAAUUUCAUGUCUGUCAAUACUCGUCCUUUAAUUAACAUUUGGAUUCCAUCUGUUUUUGUACAAGGAAAGUCUCCAAACAUUCACCAUUCUUAUCAGGUUUAUAUCCGUAUCAAAGACGAUGAAUGGAAUGUUUACAAAAGAUACUCGGAUUUUUAUGCCCUACAUAAGAAGACAAGAAAGCAGUUUAAACCUGUUGCACAAUUCACGUUUCCCGCGAAGAAAAUUAUUGGAAAUCGUGACGUCAAUUUUGUGGAAACACGUCGAAAACAAUUGGAAAAUUACUUGAGAAAAUUGAUCAAUUAUAGUCUGGGUGCUGUUCCAGAGUUAGGUGAAAAUCCUUGCAAGAGUUCUUUGUUCAAAUACUUUCCAUUUUUCAUGCAAACUUCAACGGUAUCAUCUGUUUCAACGACGACAUCGACAAAACAAACUGUUCCUUCUUAAUAUAAUGGUUAAAAGGUAAAACUUGUAGGAUGUCUGUCGAAAAAAACAGAGCAUAGAAAUUGUAUAAGUUAUAUUGUAUGUAUAUAUAUAACAUACGUAUAGUUCAGUAUAUAUAAAUAUAAUAUGUCUACAAAGUAGAAGAAUUUCCUGAUGCAUCAACUUCAACGACUCUUUAUUGUAUGUGUUCUAUACAGAUAUAAUUUGUCAGUAUUUGCUACUAUAUAAUAGUACAUCAUACUGGGUUUUAACAAGUUAAAACAUAAUAUUUAACUUGAAAUGAAAACAAUCGUAUAUUAAAUACAUCACACGAAACCUA